This is a messenger RNA of Dunckerocampus dactyliophorus (ringed pipefish), 3181 nucleotides long. RefSeq names its product 6-phosphofructo-2-kinase/fructose-2,6-bisphosphatase 2-like. Gene Ontology annotation, molecular function: 6-phosphofructo-2-kinase activity; fructose-2,6-bisphosphate 2-phosphatase activity; ATP binding. NCBI's taxonomy places the organism in Eukaryota, Metazoa, Chordata, Actinopteri, Syngnathiformes, Syngnathidae. Bases 1 to 1911 code for a protein of 636 amino acids. The transcript is spliced from 16 exons. Gene Ontology annotation, biological process: fructose 2,6-bisphosphate metabolic process; fructose metabolic process. The record is from RefSeq and is a predicted model, not a curated record. Gene Ontology annotation, cellular component: cytosol.
AUGUACCAAAAAGGGCCACCUUUUCCACUUUUUUCCUACUUUCAGCUCAGUGUCAACAUUCACACGCAACGAUUAAAAAAAUUGCUUUGUGUGCUUUGCAAAUGUGUUUGCGCGUCUAUUACCAAUAUUACGGUAAGACACUGUGACGUAGCGGCACGCCUCCAAGUUGGAAGGACGCCAGCCAGCCGGGCUUUGAGGCACCAAGGACGGCUUGACAGAAUGACAGAACCGGCAGCUGCCGUGCAGAGACCCACUCACCUUAACGGAGGCGUUUUCGGUCCUGCAGACAUUCAAUUACCAAGACCCCGAUCCAGUGUCUCCUUCCUCAUGUCGAACCACCAACGAGACAACGGUUGUGUGGGCUCAGCCGAUUCCAAGAAAGCAGAUGUGAGGGUGAAUGAGAAAAAAUGCUCAUGGGCCUCUUACAUGACAAAUUCUCCCACGGUGAUCGUGAUGAUUGGCCUGCCUGCCAGAGGGAAGACGUACAUGUCCAAAAAGCUCACGCGGUACCUCAACUGGAUCGGAGUUCCCACCAAAGUGUUUAACCUGGGCGUGUACCGCAGGGAGGCCGUCAGAGCCUACAAGUCCUACGACUUUUUCCGCCACGACAACGAGGAGGCCAUGAAGAUCAGGAAGCAGUGCGCUCUGGUGGCCCUGCAGGAUGUGAAGGUGUACCUUACAGACGAGGGAGGUCAGAUUGCUGUUUUUGACGCAACCAACACAACGAGAGAGCGCCGAGACCUUAUUCAAGAGUUUGUGAAGGAGAAUGCAUUUAAGGUGUUCUUUGUGGAGUCAGUAUGUGACGACCCUGAGGUCAUUGCUGCUAAUAUCAUGGAAGUUAAGGUGUCCAGUCCGGACUACCCCGAGAGGCACCGGGAGAGGGUCAUGGAUGACUUCCUGAAACGCAUAGAGUGCUACAAGGUGACUUACCAGCCACUGGAUCCUGAUGAUUAUGACAAGGACCUGUCUUUCAUCAAGGUGAUGAACGUGGGCCGGCGGUUCUUGGUAAAUCGGGUGCAAGACUACAUCCAGAGUAAAAUCGUCUACUACCUCAUGAACAUCCACGUACACUCGCACUCCAUCUACCUGUGUCGUCACGGCGAGAGCAACCACAACGUUGAGGGUCGCAUCGGGGGAGAUGCCGAACUUUCUCCUCGUGGGAAACAGUUCGCCUGUGCCCUUCGUGACUUCAUCGAGGAGCAUGAGCUGUCAGACCUGAAGGUGUGGACAAGCCAGCUGAGACGCACCAUUCAGACGGCAGAGGAGCUGGCUGUCCCCUACGAGCAGUGGAAGAUUCUCAAUGAAAUUGACGCGGGUGUGUGCGAGGAAAUGACCUACGAGAUGAUCCAGAGGGCGUUCCCAGAGGAGUUUGCUUUGAGGGACCAGGACAAAUAUCACUACCGCUACCCAGGGGGCGAGUCGUACCAGGAUCUGGUCCAGCGCCUGGAGCCAGCCAUCAUGGAGCUGGAGAGGCAAGGCAAUGUUCUGGUCAUCUGCCACCAGGCGGUCAUGCGCUGUCUUCUGGCCUACUUCCUGGAUAAAAGUGCAGAGGAUCUGCCCUACAUGAAAUGUCCGCUGCACACCAUCCUCAAACUCACCCCCGUGGCAUAUGGCUGUAAGGUGGAAAUGUUUUAUCUCAACGUGGAGGCGGUCAACACGCAUCGGGAUCGGCCUCUUGCUAAAAUGGCAAAGGAAUCUGCUCUUUUACUGCGGAGGAAUAGUUACACACCCUUGUCCAGUCACGACCAGGUCAAGCGUCCCAGGCUGUACAGCGCUGGCAACCAGCCCUGGCUGCCACUUGCCCCCACCCCGUCGGCUCUGAUGCCUGAUGGCCGGCCGAGCCAAGUCUGCCUGUGUGAAGGAAUCCACUUUGACAGCCCUGAUGAAACGAGCGGCUGCAUCCGCUUUUGAGUGAAGACCAAUUGUGACCAUCUAAAUAGAAGAGCAAAUGCAGCCACUGGCCGCAACAUUAAAACACCUGCACAUCCCAAAUGAGAUGAGAGCACAGAUUUAUUUGGAAUAUGUUGGCAUUUUGUGGGUUUGCUGUGUCGGUUUUCUACAAAAAUUACAGUAAACUAUAUUCCAGUCAACCUCCCAGUUGGUUCAAAUAUCCAAAUCAUGUUUCCUAUGGCAGAAAAUGGAACUAGUCUGCCCCAGAGUCAAAAUGCUGCCAUCAUUAAACCUUUAUUGACAGUACAAGUUUUAAGUAACAUUUACGAUCAUACAAGUGUUAAAGGAAGAGGUAUGCUUCAGGGAAUGUUAAUUUUUUUUUUUUUUUUUAUCGAUUUCAGACUGAUGAAACUGUAAUAAACCAGAUUCAUCAAUAGGUGGCACAGCUGCACUUUUGACUGUGCUGUCAUCAAUUUACAUGACAAACCUACAGCCAUGUAUUUUUGCCAUGCAUCUCACAGAAAAUGCAGGUGGUCCUCAAUUUACAACGUUUUGUGGUUAUGGAAUUUUGGUCGAUGAACUACUUACAGCGGAUGUGAUGGAAUAAUGCGAGCUGUGCAUGGCUCAAGAAAGCAUUUUGUGCUUCACACACGGCGGAAGGCUAGUGUGUUUACCUGCGCAGCUAACUUUUUUGCGCAUCAUGUCUCCCGAGCGGCGUCAUACCCUGAGGACCACCUGCAUGUGUGCCUAUUGGAAUGGCCAGUGAAUGUGUCAUGGUCAUAUGAAAUGAAGGAAUCAGUCAAGGAACAAAUGCUGCAAUUUCAUAUAUUUGUUUGCAUGCUCAUUCCAAGAAAAGGAUGACUUAUCGGUAUUAUAAACAUGUGCAAACAAAUGGGCAGUGUACAGUAUUUAAGAGCUAUAGUCAUGGAGACUUAAAGAAAAUAUUUUUUCUUCAUAUUUUAGAGGAUUGUGGAGGGUUGAAAAUGCCUUUGUAGAUGCUAGUAUAAUUACGUUUUUUCUUGGACUUCUCUACAAAAAGCAUGUAGAAUGUGUGCUCGUUAUAUUGAAUACACGUGUUGAUUUACGUAUAUUUGGACGGUUGUACCCCCUUAUGGAUGGUGGAUCAUGGAGGGAUGCCGAUUUGUGCCUUUUUAGCUAAUAAAAGGGAACCUUAUUGAAUUUUGUACCAUAAAAUGAGCAGUUGUCUUUGCACCAAGUGGAGUGACGCAAAGCUGUUAUUUUGCACACAAACAUACAUGUUUGUGUUCAUUGUUUUAUGGCCGUGUUUAAA